AUGCGACAUAUCGCAGCGAUUCUGCUACUGGACAUCACAAUAAUCUGCUAUGUGGUCCUUUAUGCGGUUUCUGUCUCUUCCAGAGGAGGAACGGCGUUCCUCUCUGGCGCGGUUCCACCGGCACUUUGUAAGCCGCUCCCGCAGUUGUAUGCUCGGCACAUUGACUUCUUAGAAGAUCCACUGGAGUCUAUACCACAUAUUGAGUACUCUAGUUCGAAGUAUCCACCGUACCCGUACUACGAUGCUCCGCGAAACUUGUUCUUUGCCACCUAUUCCCAGGAAGACAAAGCUUCAGAUGACAGUGGAACCGCCGUUUCUGAGGCUCAGAGCACCUACAUGAAGAAUGCGGAGCUCCGUCGUACAGGGGAGAAGGUUGCUCCACUUGAUUCAUCUCCGAUAGCUGCGUUCGACCGUGCGAUAGGGAAUGACUAUCGUGACUACAUUUACACUCCGGGCGUACAACACGAGCGCGAAGUGAUGAGGACGGAUUUGGCUGAAUACGACCUCGUUCGCCCGGGUAUUGCGCCGUGGCCGAGUUAUGAGGAGCUUCGGGCUGAAGGUCUGGCACUUCGAACAUCACUAUUCAUAGACCUCGACCCCGGACAUCAGCUGGAGAGGCACCUUAUAGGAAAACCCAUGCAUCGUAACGACAUUGCUACACUAGGUGAGGCACGUAUCGAGCAGCGCCGUUGGGUGGAACGUAGCUACAACGAAGAGUGGCCGCUGACAUACGAUGAGUUUGCUGCCCUUCCUCUUGAUAUGCGAGAGGCAUACUACGCGAACCGUUACCCUGUUUGUGAUGAGGACGAAAGGUUCAGCAUGGUGUUGAACUACCGGAGGGCGAUUGGCUGUCCUGUAGAGAAAGAACACCCCCUUGAGUUUCGGUAUCAGGAGGAUAGCUAUACGUACACACCCAGGGAUAGUCCGGUAUUACGUGAUCUCAUGAAUUGGGACGAUCCUCUAGAUGCACCGUGGCGGAUACGAGUAGAGGAAUGCAUACGGGACUGCGUAGCCUAUGGUUGGCCCCCAGAGAGCAUACGUUUCCAUACAUGCUUCGAAGUAUACGAUGUGACAUGGCUUGCUGGUGCUGUCAAGGUGGUCAUUGAGCAAACCAGGGAUGAAGGAGGUUUCAUCACCCCUAUGGAACUCAAGCUGAUGUUGUCGAAGCUGGAGCGUCGGUUAAAAGAUCUUGACGAAGAUGAAGGCACCCAAUCCAUUGCGUCCCACAGUCUCAUAUUAGUGGCGCGUGAACACACUCGAUCGGCUGGCAAAGUGCUUAUAUGCCGAAGAGACUGGAAUAGCCAUGUGGGAAGCAACGUCACCAUUUACUUCACCGAUCCUGAUGCCCCUGUGAUCCGCGGUAUCAUGCGUGGCUCUCAUAGCACCCUUGCCCUAAAGAUAGAGGUGGAUGGCCGCGAACAAACGCUUCCACUGAACUUCAUUCGCGAGAUCAGAUUAACGUAG
Molecule: messenger RNA, 1464 nt
Organism: Babesia sp. Xinjiang
Lineage: Eukaryota; Apicomplexa; Aconoidasida; Piroplasmida; Babesiidae
Exons: 4
Coding region: 1-1464 (487 amino acids)
Source: RefSeq, a predicted model, not a curated record